Portunus trituberculatus (swimming crab) is the source of this 3515-nucleotide messenger RNA. RefSeq names its product transmembrane channel-like protein 7. Lineage: Eukaryota; Metazoa; Arthropoda; Malacostraca; Decapoda; Portunidae. The record is from RefSeq and is a predicted model, not a curated record. Gene Ontology annotation, molecular function: mechanosensitive monoatomic ion channel activity. Gene Ontology annotation, cellular component: plasma membrane.
CAGCACUAGACUCGCACCCGUCAGCUAAUCACCAUCAGACUGAGAACGUUGUGGAAGUAGUGGUGAGCGUUGCUGGUGCGACCCGAGUGCAGAGAUGUCAUCUGAUGGAAACGACGAAGAUUUUCACAAUGGUCACCAUUUCUCCGGUGAGCCAAGCACUGUUUCGCCACAAUGGAGCGAAAGACACUACCAAAAUUACCAAACUCCACUUGUUAGCCCAAAGACAGAGUCAUUUCAACAACACAGGCAAGAUCUACGCUGGAGCAGCAAUGCGCAUAUGAAUGUUGAGAAGCCACACCGCGUCCUAGAUCCCGAGCGGUGGAGACAAGAGCAGCGACACAUGCGUUCUCAUCCACAGCCAUAUGGACAAAGUGAUUGGACGGAACACCCUAAUUAUUCCGAAAACAGUGAAGGGUAUGAUUAUUUUCACGGCAGAACGUUUCUGCCUAGAGUUGCACAGGAAGGCGAUUUGGCUGUGAAUCAAGGCUAUGCACCAGUUUAUGAAAGCCAUUCCGAUCCCGUGAACCGAAGGAACGGAUCGGGUGUCAGCAGGGGAAGGCGAGAUGAGCAUGCAUGGGACGUAAGAGAUGAGCAUCAGCGAGCAGCCAAUGAGUAUAACGAUAGAAGAGGCUAUGAAAAGGAGAAGCGAGGCCCGAGAAUGGAGUCCAGCAGGGUGGACUAUUCCUCCGGACAGCGUAAGACAGCAGAGGAGGAGCACGGAGACAAUCACCAGUCACACUACGAGGAAGAGGUUUCUCACAGAGGACCUCGGAGGCAUGAAAAUGAGCUUCAGGGAUCACCAUCAGAAUGUGAAGAAGACAUUCGAAACAUGUUGCCAUCACAGGUCGAUCUUUAUAAAGGUACUCUUCGUUUUCGUGGGAGUGUCCGCACCCGCAGGGCUUCCCACGGCAGUCUUGUACACGCCUGGGAGGAACAGGAACCUGAGGAAGAGCCCUCGACGGAAGCUGAGAUGCUGGAAGCUCUCCACUCAUUGCGAGAUCAGCCGUGGCCACUAGACCUGCGCAGGGACACCAAAAAGCGACUCAGUGCAAAGCUGGCCAGUACGGAGGUGAAGUGGUACUCUACGCAGCCCGUGGCCAAGGCGGUGAGGAAGGGAGGAAGCUCUCUGGCCAGGAUCCUUCAGGCUAACUACAUAUGGCGCAACGUUCUCAAACGCAUCGAGGGGAGGUUUGGGUCCAGCGUCUAUGCGUUUUUCAAUUUUCUGCGAGCCAUGAUCCAGCUGAACCUGGUGCUGAGCCUGGUGGUGGUGGGUGGCAUAGUGGUGCCCUCCGUCCUGCUAGCCGGCGACCCUAGUCUGCAGGCGUGGGGGUGGGUGACAAAUGUUAACUCCUCUGGCGAUCACGACCCCUGCCUCGACUUUCAGCUGGAGGCAAACGAAAAGUUCUUGAUUUGCAACGAGAAUUACACCGAGAACCUCAAGGAGAUCGAACAAAAACACGAAGUAAGCUUCAUAAAGAUAGUUCAAGAUUUCCUGCAAGGCACUGGCUUAUUUGAGUGGACGAUCCUCUUCGCGGGUCGCUAUCCUGCCUCGGCUGGCGACAACGGUUACCUGGCCAGCCUCGCUUACUUCCUGUCGGUCUUCACUGCUUACCUCGUAUCCUUUGUUUUCAUGGUGUACUUCGUAGCGAAAUUCUUCCGCCAGACACCUCUACGAUUGAAAGAGAAGUCCACGAUCUUCGCCAACAUAGUUUUCACCGGUUGGGACUUUACAGUGCGGGGAGCUGAGGCGGCCCGGACGGUACACAUUUGUUUCACGGGAGAGGUGAAGACGGCUUUUGAUGAUGAUCAAUUCCUUCAAAGAAAAUUACGUCGUACAAAGAGGGAAUACGUUACUCUCUUGCUCACCCGGGCAUGCGUGAACGUUUUGGUUAUCGGUCUCAUCAUCGGAAGCUGGGUGGGCAUCUAUUUCCUCGUGGAUGUAUCUCAGAAAAACAUUGACGGAGGUUCGAAUGAAAAGUUUUUUUGGGAGUACGCCCCGACUGUCACUGUGGCAGCCUUCAACUUUAUGUACCCAUUGCUGUUCACCUUUGUGGUACAAUACGAAUACUACCGCGGCCACACCGAGCUUCUUGUUACUCUCAUUCGCAGUGUUUUUGUCAGAUUAACAUCCCUGGUUGUUCUUAUUUUCACAAAACUCAUCGUGAUAUCACAGGAAUCACGAAGCUGUGAUCCCAAAGACCCUUUCAUCUGCUGGGAGACGCACCUCGGCCAGCAAGUUUACUCAGUCUUCGUCCUGGACGCCAUUCUGCAGUGUGGAAUGACUUUUGUGGUGGACGUCGCCCGCAAAGCACUUGGCCGCUUCAACAAUCCUUUACUAAAGACACUGAGUCAAAUAGAGUUUUUUGUUCCAGGUCACGUUUUGGAUGUCGUGUACCUUCAGUGCAUUUGUUGGCUGAGCAUCAUUCAUGCUCCGGUCUUGUUCAUUGUCUGUUCCCUUUAUUUUUGUCUGCUCUUCUUUUUAAAGUUGUUCACUGUGUCAGUCACGUGUGUUCCGGCGACGCGAGUGUUCCGCGCCUCCCGCUCUUCAGCCAUGUUCAUGACUAUCUUAUGCCUUGCAUUCCUGCUGUGUCUUGUCCCCAACGGCAUGGCGCUGCUCUACCUGCGUCCCUCGCUGGCCUGCUCGCCAUUCAGAGGACUCGACUACAGCUGGCAGGUGUUUACCUACUACGUUUGCAGGCUGACCGGCUCCACCUAUUGGAUCAGGUGGGUGGUGUUCACCGUAGACGAGGCGCUGGUGGUGGGAGCGCUGAUAGUGGCCGUUCUGUUGCUCCUCGCCUACUAUCUCUCCCUCAUCAGUGUUCGCAGCCUCAUCAGAAGGCUGGAGAAGAAGCUCAAGCAUGCAUCCAAUGACAAAGUCUUCCUCAUGAACCAACGCGAGCAACAACAGAUUCCUGGUCCAGGGCGCUGAGGGAAGUUUGGCCAGCUGUGAAUCAUCUGGCGGUGUUUACUUACGUGUUCCUUUCAGCUGAGCAUCUCACCUUCAAAUUAGUGUUCAGCAAGGAGGUAGUAAAAACCCACCGAAACGAUAAAUUACUCCCAGCGAGGUCUAAUAACAUUAGUUCAGGGAUGCUGUGAACUUUCCAUUAAAGCUAGUUGUGAUCUCACUGAACAUUUCCCUUUGUGUCUCACAACCCAAGGGGGCAGUCACAGCCUGCCCCCUAAAGACAACUCUCCUUCUUCAUACAAAACUACAUGAACUUCUCACACACACACACACACACACCCUUAACUUAAAAUUCAAAAUUCAAAAUGGCGAAUCCAAAUUCAGCCUCGAAGUCCCCUUCUGGGGAGGGGAACGGAAAUGUCUUCAGGUCGGACUGCUCUCUCGGUGGAGACCCAAAAUAUCUUAACACCUCCCUCGACUUUUUCUUCACUAACUUCUGCAACAUUCACGGUCUUAGAUCUAAUUUUCAAUCUGUAGAACACCACCUCCCCUCUACAAAACCUCAUCUUUUCCUCACCGAAACACAGCUGUCUGAGGCAACUGACAGUAG